AUGGACGAAAUAAGUUUGGUGCAGAUAUGUGAAUCUAACUUUAAAGAGGCUGAUAUAACGACCGCUAAAAACAUUGUCUUCGAAGCAAUAAACUGUCGAUCUACAAGAAAAGGGGACGGCAAGAACAAACGACUACUACAGGAUAUUAUUAAAGUCCUAAAAGAAACAGAGCCCGCUUCAUUGCCCACCUUCGUGGCGAAAGAUCUACACCGUCUUCCGCCGGUGACCUUCGACUACGUGGAUGUAACGAGCCUACUUAAAGAUAUCUUAGUGCUUAAACAAAGCAUCCACUGUAUCCAAACAGAUUACAUAAAAGCAUCGGAAUUGUUUCAAUUACAGCAAGAGAUAGAAAAUAUUAAAAGUAGUCAAUAUCAGGCACAAAGUGAGCAAAAUAUUGGCGCGAAAUAUAACAACGGCUCAUUUUUAAAUAACGAAGCCAAGCGCGUCCCGAGUGCGUCGUCUUUGCGGCAGCAAGCAACGUCCAGCGCGCAUGCGCCUUGUUGCAUUCCGUCGUCGACACCGUUGCCGUUCCGCACGCCCGCGCAGGGCGCCACCGCUGCGCCCGCCACUGCUUCUGUACAGGCGCCGCCCCCCGCGCCCGCAACACCGUCGCUUCCCGCGCGCUCGAUCGCGCCGCGCGUGACCCCGUCAGCUGAUCGCUUUGACAACGAUAUAACUAUAAUUCCUAAAGCUACCGAAUUGCAAAGUUGCCCUGUGAAAACGACGGAACUAAUAGAUAACACCUUUGAUGAAAUACAAUUUGAUGAUAGUUUUACGACUGUCGUAAACAAGAAGAAGAAAAAGACUUAUACAGGCGAUAGGAUUCCCAAUCAGCGGGGAAAAGCUAUACUUACCUCCAGCAAACUUAAAAUAGUGCCUAAAUUAUCUUACAUAUACGCCUCUAGAUUUGAUAAACAUACCACGGAAAGCGACAUCUACGAUUUUAUUAAGGACUGUGGACACACGGUCAUAAAGGUUGAAAAACUUGUCCAAUACAAAGAGACAGCAUUUUCGUCGUUUAAAAUUACGAUUACACAAGACCAGGAAAACAUUUUCCUUAGCGCUGAGUUCUGGCCGUGUGGAGUUGAAUACAGGAAAUACACGUUUAAACGCAAGUUUUAUAAGAACGACAACAAUACCAGACCUAAAAAUGAAGACUAG
Molecule: messenger RNA, 1161 nt
Organism: Trichoplusia ni (cabbage looper)
Lineage: Eukaryota; Metazoa; Arthropoda; Insecta; Lepidoptera; Noctuidae
Exons: 1
Coding region: 1-1161 (386 amino acids)
Source: RefSeq, a predicted model, not a curated record